Protopolystoma xenopodis is the source of this 201-nucleotide messenger RNA. The record is from the annotation of a GenBank genome assembly. Lineage: Eukaryota; Metazoa; Platyhelminthes; Monogenea; Polystomatidea; Polystomatidae.
AUGAGUCUGCCAUGUACAGACGCCAGUCUCCAGAAGAGGUGGCCCAACUUGUGUGCUUCUGUGACUGGUCGCCGAGUGGAGAUUGGCCCUGGAGACUGCGUCUCUUCUCAAUGCUCACUUCAUGGCCGACUUUCCGACAGGAAAAUGCUCAAAACGGAAAACAUGCCCAGUUUCAAGGAGACGAUAGAAGAACGACUGUAG